Messenger RNA from Nicotiana tabacum (common tobacco), 2916 nucleotides. RefSeq names its product putative pentatricopeptide repeat-containing protein At3g08820. Gene Ontology annotation, biological process: RNA modification. Lineage: Eukaryota; Viridiplantae; Streptophyta; Magnoliopsida; Solanales; Solanaceae. The record is from RefSeq and is a predicted model, not a curated record. Gene Ontology annotation, molecular function: RNA binding; zinc ion binding; protein binding.
UUGUUUAGUUAUCAAAACCAGAUAAAUUAAGGUAGCAGUUGCCGAGCUAUGAACCCAACAUCCUCAGCUGCUCCUAAAGCUCUGUUAGAGCUAAAAACAGCUUUAUUUCAUGGCUUUAAAUCAUUCAAUCAGCUUAAACACAUUCAUGCACGCCUUAUUCGUACAGGCUUUGAACAAAACAACUAUCUCUUAAACUUACUAUUAAAAUACAUUUUAAACAAUUUCAACAACCCUAAUUAUGCUAAACUUGUUUUUAACCAAACUCAAGAACCCAACAUUUUUUUAUACAACACUAUGAUUCGUGGGUUGGUCUCAAAUGACUGUUUUCACCAAUCUGUUGAGUUUUUUAAAUUAAUGAGAAAAGAUGGUUUUUUGCCUAAUAAUUUUACUUUCCCAUUUUUGUUAAAGUCUUGUGCUAGGUUAGUGGAUUUUGAACUUGGUGUUAAGGCUCAUACACUUGUGGUUAAAGGAGGGUUUGAUUGUGAUGUGUUUGUGAAGACUGGUUUGGUUUGUUUUUAUGCCAGGUGUGGGUUUCUUGAUGAUGCACACAAUGUGUUUGAUGAUAUUCCUGAGAAGAAUGUUGUUUCUUGGACCGCGAUAAUGACGGGGUACAUUGAUUUUGGGAAGUUUAGGGAAGCGAUUGAGUUGUUUCGGAGGUCAUUGGAGAUGGGUUUGAGUCCUGAUAGUUUUACGCUUGUUCGCGUGCUGUCGGCCUGUAGUUGUGUAGGGGAUGUUAGUUCCGGUGAGUGGAUACAUAGGUAUGCGGCGGAGAUGGGUAUGGGAAGGAAUGUGUUUGUUAAUACUGCUUUGGUUGACAUGUACGCUAAAUGUGGGAACUUGGCGAGAGCUCGCGAGGUUUUUGAUGAGAUGGUAGAGAAGGAUGUUGUUUCUUGGAGUGCUAUGAUUCAGGGUUACGCGGCGAACGGGCUUCCGAAAGAGGCUUUGGAGCUGUUUCACAAGAUGCAGGGAGAGAACCUUAGGCCAGAUUGUUAUUCAAUGGUUGGGGUACUUUCUGCGUCUGCAAAGUUAGGAGCGUUAGAAGUUGGCGAAUCUGCCACUAGGUUGAUGGAGAUGGAUGAGUUUUUCUCUAAUGCUGUUUUAGGUACAGCACUAAUUGAUAUGUAUGCUAAAUGUGGGCGAAUGUUUUCAGCUUGGGAAAUAUUCAAGCAAGUGAAGGUGAAGGACAGAGUAAUCUGGAACGCUGUUAUAUCGGGUCUUGCUAUGCAUGGUCAUGUGAAAUCUGCCUUUUGUUGUUUUGGUCAAGUAGAGAAACAUGGUAUGAAACCUGAUGGAAACACAUUCAUGGGUCUCCUUUGUGCUUGUACUCAUGCUGGCCUUGUCGACGAUGGUCGGAAAUAUUUUCGUAGCAUGACUCACUUGUACUCUUUGGAACGAAAUAUUGAACAUUAUGGUUGCAUGGUUGAUCUUUUAGGCCGAGCCGGUUUGCUAGAUGAAGCUCAUUCGUUGAUAGAAAGUAUGCCAAUGAAGGCUAAUGCCAUUAUUUGGGGAGCGCUAUUAAGUGGUUGCCGGUUACAUCGUGAUACCAAGUUGGCUGAACAUGUACUAAAGCAGUUGAUUGAAUUGGAACCAUGGAACUCAGGAAACUAUGUUCUUUUAUCAAAUAUCUAUGCAUCUAACAAUAAAUGGGAUGAUUCGGAGAAAAUCAGGUCCACUAUGAAUGAGAGAAGAAUGCAGAAGAUUCCUGCAUAUAGUUGGAUAGAGAUUGAUGGAAUUGUUCACGAAUUUCUUGUUGGAGAUACAUAUCAUCCAAUAUCAGAUAAGAUAUACGAUAAACUCAGUGAACUGAGCAAGGAGUUAAGAGAGGCGGGCUAUGUUCCAAAAACGGAAUAUGUUCUAUUUGACAUUGAAGAGGAGGAGAAGGAACACUUUGUUGGCUGUCACAGUGAGAAGCUUGCGCUUGCAUUUGGCUUACUAAGUACUAAAGCUAGUGAUGUUAUCAGAAUAAUUAAAAAUCUUCGUAUCUGUGGUGAUUGUCAUACAUUCUUCAAGCUAAUCUCAAAGAUAACAGAGAGAGAAAUUAUCUUGCGGGAUAAUAACCGUUUCCAUUGUUUUACUAAAGGAUCAUGCUCAUGUGGAGAUUACUGGUAAGACUUCAGUUGGUAACAUGAUGUGCUAACUUUCUAUCGAGCAAGUAAUCGAGAAGAGAAAGAAUAUUGGAGAGGGAGGGAAAAUAGAGGUCAAAUACUGUCGUACUUUUAUGCCGAUCAGGGAAACCCAUACAAAAAGCACAAGAGACAGACCUAAGAUUUCUCUGUCAACAAAGAGUACAAUCAACUAAAUAAGAGGAGCAAUGCUGUGCAGAAGCUCACUGUUCUUUGAGGCGAGGGUCUAUCGGAAACAGUUUCUCUACCUUCACAAGGUAGGGGUAAGGUCUGCGUACGCAUUACCCUCCUUAGACCCCACAUGUGGGAUUACAUUGGGUUUGUUGGUAUUGCUGUAAUGCUGUGCAAAAGCGAAAAUACUGUGAUCGAACAAUAUAUGGUGUUGAUCAAUUGGAUUAAAAUGAGUUCCACAAUUUGCAGUUCCUCGUGGAGAUAUUGGGCUAUCUCAUUGGAAGCCUUUAUACAAAUGCCUGGGCUUGUUGCAAGCUUUAAAUCAGUAGCUAUAUGGGAUGGUGUCAUAGAAAAGACGGGGAGAGCUGGCCAACUGGAAAAGACAAUACUUGUAUCAGUUGCAGAGAAAGAAACAACCGAAUUUUUUAGAGCAAAAGGCAGUAUGUAAUGACCUUGAAACACAGUUGUAUUUUUUGCUAAUCUUUUGGGGCAACAUGGCUGAUGUUAAUGAUACAGAAAAAGAAAAGAUUAGUGUAGUUAGGUAAAAAAAAAAUUAAAUAGGUAUAUAUACUACAUAUUGAAUUUUCUUAAUUUACUCGAGUGUUUAAUUUUUAUAUUUUGA